Oryzias melastigma (Indian medaka) is the source of this 2844-nucleotide messenger RNA. RefSeq names its product elongation of very long chain fatty acids protein 6. Gene Ontology annotation, cellular component: endoplasmic reticulum; endoplasmic reticulum membrane. The record is from RefSeq and is a predicted model, not a curated record. Gene Ontology annotation, biological process: fatty acid elongation, polyunsaturated fatty acid; very long-chain fatty acid biosynthetic process; sphingolipid biosynthetic process. Gene Ontology annotation, molecular function: fatty acid elongase activity. NCBI's taxonomy places the organism in Eukaryota, Metazoa, Chordata, Actinopteri, Beloniformes, Adrianichthyidae.
AAAAAAUGAACGACAGUGAACUCAUCAGCUAUGACUUCGAGCGGCGUUUCGACCAACAACGAGCCUUUGAAUGGAUGCAGGAAAAUUGGAGGUCGUCGUUCAUGCUCUGUGGCCUGUAUGCUGCGCUCGUGUUCGGCGGGCAGCACUUCAUGAGGGAGAGGCCAAAGCUGAACCUGCGGCGGCCGUUGAUGCUGUGGUCACUCAGCCUGGCCAUCUUCAGCAUCAUCGGAGCGGUCCGAACCGGAACGUACAUGCUGCACGUCCUCCUGAACGGCGGCUUCAGGCAGUCGGUGUGUGACAGCAGUUUCUACAAAGCCCCGGUCACCAAGUUCUGGGCCUACGCCUUCGCUCUCAGCAAGGUCCCGGAGCUGGGCGACACCAUGUUCAUCAUCCUGCGGAAGCAGCGCCUCAUUUUCCUGCACUGGUACCACCACAUCACCGUCCUGCUCUACUCCUGGUACACCUACAAGGACCAGGUGGCCGGCGGCGGCUGGUUCAUGACCAUGAACUACAUGGUCCACUCUCUGAUGUACUCGUACUACGCGGCGCGGGCCGCGGGCCUGCGGGUGCCUCGGAUCUGCGCCAUGACCAUCACGGCGGCCCAGAUCCUGCAGAUGGCGAUGGGCCUGGUUGUACUGGCUUACGUCUACAACUGGAUGGACAUGGCGCACUGCUUCUCACACGUGGACAAAGUUGUGUGGGGCACCAUCAUGUACCUGAGCUACCUGCUGCUCUUCGCCUCCUUCUUCUACAACACGUACCUCAAGGAACCUGCCGAAGUCAAAGCUUCCAAAGCCGAGUAGCCACUUCUGGAAAAAAAAAUCUAGUAUUUUUUCCAAAGAAUUUAUUGGUUUGUGGGCAUUUCUCCGUCCCAGAAACACGGAUGCAUGCGGGUAUUUAGACCAGUUUGAAGAGGAUCAAAGGGAGAGGAGAUGCCGUCGGAUAAUACUUAGUGAAAUAUCAUUUAAUGCACAAGAAAAAAGCACUUCUAGAUUCACAAAGUGGAAGAAAUUAAGUUUUCCUGCUUAUGGAAUCAGCACUUCUGCACGCUUAAAAAUUUCUGCAGUCGCUGUUUACUAAAAGCUUCUUAAAACUGAAGACAUUUCCCAGAAUGCACCUAAAUAUUGUCCUUAGGACAAAACAUUCCUUUUUUCUUCGCAUUUAAAAAACUUUAAAAGUACCAAACGGUUGUUUUAUUUUUAAAAUUAAGUUUGCCUUAAAUGCAAAAAAAAAAAUCAUUUUUCAUGUUUUGAGCCAUUAUGGGUCACCCGGUUACUAUGACGACCAUUUUUAGAUCUGUUUUUAAAAGCUGUAGGGUUUUUGUUGUCAUUUUUGAUUAGAUAGAAACAAAUUUCAGAGUUUACAGAUUAGCAGCAAGUCUUAGUUUUGCUAAAACUUUUAGUUUUAGAACUAAAAAAAAUAACAAACAAGCUACAAAUUCCUGUGGAAUACUAAAAUAGUUAGUAAUAGAAUGCAAUGACUUCUUUUUUUAUUAAAGUAGUUACUGGUCUAUUGAUUAACCCUUUAACACCUGAGUUCCAGUGUUUGUUCUAUGAUUUACUGUAACUUUUCAACCACAAACACAAUAAUUCCAGUAGAUUUUGAAGAUUUUCUCCUUCAAAAUCAACUGGAAUUAUUGUGUUAACGGCUUAAAAGUUAAAGAUUUUGUGUUUACGCCUCAGGAGUUAAAGGGUUAAAAUAUAUAUAUUCGAUAAAUCCGAUAGUUGCCCCUAAGUUUGACUUAAAACAGUUUAUUUGCACAUGUGCAGGUCUAUACACCCUAAUGUUUUCAUACGUUUACCUGUGUAAAAAUAAAAGCUGAAACUUAAAAAGAAAAUAAGAUUUUUUUUAAAAAAGUUCCCUUUAAUAACUAUAAAAGAAAUAAAAUAGAAAUAGUUCUACAAAAUAAAAUUUACUUUAUUGAAGUUAUGACAUAAACUACAUUUUUUUAAAAAAUUUUAAACUGAUCCUCUUUAGCAAAUAUUGUACUUUGAAUUCAAAAAUGAAAACUGUUUAGCCUUAACUCAGAGUUCUGCACCCUUUAACUCCUUCCUCUUUACCCAGUAUGAGAAAUGCACUGUAUUUGUGGCCAGUAAAUAUUUACAGCAAUUGAAUUAUAACAAUGUUAUAUAUAUAUUUUUUAUAUUUAAUUGUUUUUAACUUCUUUUUAUUUUGAAAAACGCUUCCUUCAAAAGAAAAUACCCGAUUCUACUGGACUAAAAACGUUAGAUUUUGGUUCACCUUCGUCCUUUUUUUCUCCCUUUUACCAUCAAUUCUAGAAUUUAAAUUAAAAAAUGUAUAAAGAAGCAACAAUAAACCACUUUAAAGGUAAUUUAAAUCUUUUUUCUUUAAUUUUUCUUGGUUAAAUGUAAACAAAACUAGAUUAAAACUCAUCAUGUUUUGUACAGGAUUUUUCUUUUAAUUCCAUAAUAAUUAAUUCAUUCCCAAGUAAAAUAUUGAAAACUACAAACAAACCUCAUAUACUUUAAUAGUUUCUUUACUUGUGUAUCUGUAACGUUCACCUGCUUUUAAAUAUUCCGUCCCAUUUUUGUUCUGAUAUAUUUCCACACGUCUAUUUGCAAAGUGAUUAUUACACAACUUUUGAGGUUUUUUUUAGAAUAUCAAACAAAAACCUUUAAGUUCCUGUUUGAAGAGGCUGUGAUUUCUGUUACAUAAGUUUGUCCCUCUGAUAAUGGCUCCGUCUCAUGUUCCCACGUCCACACGCAUCACUGCUGGAGCGCUGAACGCAGAGUUUAAGAGCUUUAAAACUCUGCAUCUCGGUUCUGUAUUUCCUCUUGAUUAGGAGUGAAAUACUUCCAAUAAAAACUCAUGUUGCUGCACGGA